Australozyma saopauloensis is the source of this 750-nucleotide messenger RNA. RefSeq names its product cyclin-dependent serine/threonine-protein kinase (gene CDC28). The record is from RefSeq and is a predicted model, not a curated record. Gene Ontology annotation, cellular component: cytoplasm; cyclin-dependent protein kinase holoenzyme complex; nucleus. Gene Ontology annotation, biological process: protein phosphorylation; signal transduction; G1/S transition of mitotic cell cycle. The transcript has a single exon. Bases 1 to 750 code for a protein of 249 amino acids. Gene Ontology annotation, molecular function: cyclin-dependent protein serine/threonine kinase activity; cyclin binding; ATP binding. NCBI's taxonomy places the organism in Eukaryota, Fungi, Ascomycota, Pichiomycetes, Serinales, Metschnikowiaceae.
AUGAGAGACGAGAACAUCGUUCGUCUAUACGAUAUCAUACACUCAGAUUCGCACAAAUUGUACCUUGUCUUCGAGUUCUUGGACUUGGAUUUGAAGAAGUACAUGGAGUCGAUUCCUCAGGGCGUCGGCUUGGAGCCGUCCAUGGUCAAACGUUUCAUGCAUCAGUUGGUCAAGGGUAUCAAACACUGCCACUCGCACCGGGUGCUCCAUCGUGAUUUGAAGCCUCAGAACUUGUUGAUUGACAAGGAGGGUAACUUGAAAUUGGCAGACUUUGGCUUGGCUCGUGCAUUUGGCGUGCCGUUGCGUGCCUACACUCACGAGGUGGUGACCCUCUGGUACAGGGCACCGGAGAUUCUUUUGGGCGGUAAACAGUACUCGACCGGUGUUGACAUGUGGUCUGUGGGCUGUAUUUUCGCCGAGAUGUGUAACAGAAAACCUCUCUUCCCUGGAGACUCGGAGAUCGACGAAAUCUUCCGCAUCUUCCGUAUUUUGGGUACGCCCAACGAACAAACGUGGCCCGAGGUGACCUUGUUGCCAGACUACAAGCUCACAUGGCCCAAAUGGGAAAGGAAAGAUUUGGCAACACAUGUGCCUACCUUAGAUGCAGACGGAGUGGACUUGUUGUCGCAAAUGUUAUCCUAUGAUCCUAGCAAGAGAAUCAGUGCUAAACGGUCAUUGGUGCACCCUUACUUUAACGACGACAACGAAGAAAACUACGAUGGCUUUUUGCGGUCUAGUGGUAUGAACUGA